AUGGCAGAAAAGAAACUGUACGAUGCUGCAACAAUUGGAGAUGUAGCAACACUCAAACAACUCCUCCAAACAAAUCAACACCUUCUCGAUGUAGUCUCAUUAACCUCAUGUCUGAAAAACGUGUUACACAUUGCAAUAAAGAAGGGACACGAAAGCAUCGUGGCAGAGGUGCUGAAGAUCAACCCGGAGCUGGCUCUCGAGCUCGACUCCAACAACUCGUUGUCUCUCCACAUCGCGGCUGCAAAAGGGAAUGCGGGGAUCGCGAAAAGAUUGAUGGAGAUAGCCCCGGAGAUGUGCUGGUGGCGAGACAGCCAUGAUAUGUACCCGCUUCAUGUAGGGAAUGAGGCGGUGCUGGAGGAGAUGCUUCGGCUGGAUUCCUUUGCGGCCGCGGAAAGGCUGCAUCGCGGACAGACUAUGCUGCACUUGUGCGUGAAACAUCGUCAGCUUGGGACGUUGAUGGUUUUGGUGGAUAAACUGGGAGACAAAGACCUAGUGAGUGCAGAGGAUGAUGAUGGAGAGACAUUGUUGCAUUUUGCUGUGAGGACUUAUCAACUUGAAGUAAUUUACUACUACUUUUUUAAUUAUAUUGUCGGAAAAAUCAUACGUGACAUCACCACUACAAUAAAUUUAUCUUUUAAGGACGCAAAAUUAAGGACGCAAUCAUUUGCGUUAUAA
Messenger RNA from Salvia hispanica, 675 nucleotides. RefSeq lists its product as uncharacterized. The record is from RefSeq and is a predicted model, not a curated record. NCBI's taxonomy places the organism in Eukaryota, Viridiplantae, Streptophyta, Magnoliopsida, Lamiales, Lamiaceae. Gene Ontology annotation, cellular component: plasma membrane. Gene Ontology annotation, molecular function: protein binding.